AUGGUCAUAGCAGAGAUGAGCAAGGGGGCCGUGCUCGGAGCUGCAGCCGUCUCACGCCGUGGGAAGCGCCGGAGAACAAUCAGAGGUUGUGCUAACUCGGUUCCUUUCGACCCAGCCAUGGAUUUUGUUUUCGAGAGGCAGCUCCCCACCAGCAGCGCCCAGCCGGGCUCUCCGCAGAUGGUGUCGGGAGGUAGCGAGCACCAGUGCAGAGCUGACUGCCCCGGCAGCUGCCUGCGGUGGCCGAGGGCGGCGGCGCCGGUCUUGGCGGCGAGCCGAGAACAGCUGCAGGCGUUCCGCGAGUACGGGGAGAGUUGGUACCUCUCCGUCAAGGAGCUGGAGAGCCGCUUCCCGCCACGAGAGCCGCUCGCCCAGCAGCCGCAGGUGACGGCGAAGAGGCGCUGCAAGCUGGUCGGCUGGCUCCGCCUCCUGAACGAGUACUUGAGCCUCUCUUUCGAGACCUUCUGCCAAGCCAUCAACAUCCUCGACCGCUUCCUCGUCACCACUCCCGUUGCCACUGACUGCUUCCAGCUUCUGGGGCUGACUGCGCUGUUCAUUGCUAGCAAACAGGUGGAGGUGCAGCCUCCCACGAUGGAGGAGCUCCUCGCCCACUGCAGCGGCGCGUUCAGCCGCCAGCAGCUCCGCAAUUUAGAGUGUAUCGUCCUACGCCGCCUGAACUUCGACCUGGCGGCGCCCACCCUCAGCUUCUUUCUGGAGUACUUCAACCUAGUGCGGCUGGAGGCUCCGCGGGCUGACGCCCGGGAGGCGGCGGAUGCCUGGAGCCUAGCCGUGGGGAUCGCGGGGCUCAGCCUGGCCGACUACGCCUUCAUCGAUUACGCGCCUUCCCUUCUGGCUGAGGGCAGCCUGGGGCUGGCGGACCGGCUGCUGCAGCACCGCAGACCUGCGAACCUGGAGGUCAGCGGCUACCCGGAGGAGCUCCUGCAGGACUGCAUGGCCCAGCUGCAUCUCCUGGUGUCACUAAACGAAGACUCUCUGUCCGCUCUCCUGCCCUGGGAGGUGGCUCGGAAGUGCUCCUGGCGGCACGGCAGCCGCUGA
Indicator indicator is the source of this 1053-nucleotide messenger RNA. RefSeq names its product cyclin-O-like. Gene Ontology annotation, cellular component: nucleus; centrosome; cytoplasm. Gene Ontology annotation, molecular function: cyclin-dependent protein serine/threonine kinase regulator activity. Gene Ontology annotation, biological process: regulation of cyclin-dependent protein serine/threonine kinase activity; mitotic cell cycle phase transition. The record is from RefSeq and is a predicted model, not a curated record. NCBI's taxonomy places the organism in Eukaryota, Metazoa, Chordata, Aves, Piciformes, Indicatoridae. The transcript has 5 exons. The coding region runs from base 1 to 1053 and encodes 350 amino acids.